GGAAUCAAGAUGCAGUGUGCUGGGUUGACCUCUGUGAUGGUGAAGGACUGCCUGGCCAAAGUGAGCACCAUUAUCCUGUACCAAACAGAGUCAUGAGUCUGUAGCUCCAUAAAAUCAACAAGCAAUCUUGUACCAUUCAGCAACUGUCAGAGAACAUCUGAGCUCUUCUUCGUCAAGUAAGAGAGUGCUCUGUCAACUCCAAAACCUCUCAGGCCAUGCGGCACAAGCAGUUGAUGGACUUGCAACAGCAACACAAUGACAAGUUGGGUCAAUUGACAGCAACUAUUGAGUCAUUGACUGAGCUGUACACAGCCAAAUUGGUGUCCAAGAUGAGUGAGAUGCACCAGAAGGAGUGGAAGCCAUCUCCAAUUAACAGUGGCAAGCCUGACUGGGAGAUUGUACAGGCUUUUUUCCAGUUCUGGUAUGAUCACAAUAACCUCAAAGAGCUGUACUUGCUCUACAUUGUUGCAAUUGCAUGCAAGAUGUGUGACAGAAGGUACGUCUUGCAACAACUACAUCAUCCCAAAGAGCUUACAAUGCUCAAAUGGACUCGAGACUACCACUGGCUGCUGCUUGUGUUGGACAGGAUGAGGCGUAGAUUCAAGGAGUUCAUUGAGUAUGAUGGCUGGGAAACUUGGUUUGAUAGUGAGCAUGGUUGGGACAUAGAUAUCUUCAAGCCAAAUCAUGAUUCUAUUGAACAGGAGCAGCUUGAGGCGGUGGCACUGGUAGUUUGGAACUAAUGGGUGCCCUAUAUGUAGAUGAUUGAGGAGUGUUGUUGG
Molecule: messenger RNA, 779 nt
Organism: Macroventuria anomochaeta
Lineage: Eukaryota; Fungi; Ascomycota; Dothideomycetes; Pleosporales; Didymellaceae
Exons: 1
Coding region: 216-740 (174 amino acids)
Source: RefSeq, a predicted model, not a curated record